This is a messenger RNA of Meloidogyne enterolobii, 360 nucleotides long. NCBI's taxonomy places the organism in Eukaryota, Metazoa, Nematoda, Chromadorea, Rhabditida, Meloidogynidae. The record is from the annotation of a GenBank genome assembly.
AUGAGUUCUUUUCGGUAUUUUGAAAAUCAAAAAUGUAAACAUUAUUUUGAAAGUUUUCGAAUCGGAGUUACUAAUUUCAACAAUGCCAAUGACCUUGUUCUUGUUACUCAAAUGUUGAGGGAAGUAGCCUCAAAGCAUAAGGACCUUCAAGUUUAUACUUUUCAACAUGGAAGGGCUAUUGCUGAUCAAUUGAACGUUCUUCUUCCUUUCACACUUCGUAAUGAUUUAAUAGCUAUGGCAUGUAUGGUUGUUAUUUCUCUCCUUUGUAUUCCUAAUCCAAUUUGCACAAUUUGGAUUAUGUUAGCUAUGUUCAGUAUUGAAAUAGGUACAAAUAAUUUUUAUUUGUUAUCAAUUAAUUAA